CAUGGUUUCUGAGGGAGCAAACAUGGCAGGAGUUGGGCGGGCGCGUGCUUGCAAGGGUAGCUGGCAUGGCAGCUGGGGAGGAUGAAACUGCCUGAGCCCGCAAGGAGAUGACAGCACGAGGGCUUGACACCUUCAAAGAGUCAUUCGAAGACUCCGAAGAAUGGGAAGAGCUCGUCUCCAUCAUUCUGGAGGAGAUGAAGGAAAGAGUGGUCACCAACGGGAGAAGCAUCUUCUCUGAUCUCAGCCAAGAGCAGAGGUCUGCCUUGUUCUCAUCCAUUGAAGACGAGUUUCUUCCCGAGAGCGAUGCUUACCAGAGCCUCGUUCACAAGGCUGAACAUAUCACGGAAAGGUACAUGCAAGAGCAGUCGAUCAGGGAUUCGAACAAGCCAGGCUCGACUCUUGGCAAGAUGGAGAUUCUUGUGAACAUCGCUGGCAACAUCUCAGGCACCAUUCUUGAGCGAUGGCCAGACCGUUUCGACAUCCUGCGGCAUCUGAGCUUCUACGGACUUCCUGCAGCAUUGCGGGUUCAGGUCUGGGGCAUGUACCUCCGAGGGAGCCUUCGGAAUAGCUCAGGGGACGUUGCGCUGAAGAUCGCCGCGAAUGAUGCAGAGUUGUGGACAAUGUGCAGCGAGCUGCUGAAUGAGCUGGGGGUCAGGAACGUCACGAAAAGGGCAAACCUGAUGAAAACAGUCAUAUCACACCUCACAGCAAGCAGCAAGGUCGACUUAGUGACGCCCUGGUUGUUCGCUGUCGUUCCGCUGGUGGCA
Guillardia theta CCMP2712 is the source of this 767-nucleotide messenger RNA. RefSeq lists its product as hypothetical. The record is from RefSeq and is a predicted model, not a curated record. NCBI's taxonomy places the organism in Eukaryota, Cryptophyceae, Pyrenomonadales, Geminigeraceae. The transcript has 3 exons. The annotation marks the transcript as partial.